UGGGGAGGCUUUAUCUGCGGGCGCGCUGCGGGCGGCGGGCAGCCGAGCUCGCUGCCGGCGUCGGGGGCUCCUCUUCGUCCAGGACCCGACGCGCCGCUGUCACCCGGCCCGGGUCCCCGCUCGCCGCCGCGACUCGGGAGCCUCGGGAGAGCGCGGAGCGCCUGGGAUGCCAAGCUCUGGAAUGGACCCUCCGCCCGAGGCCUUUGCCACUUGACAGCAGCCGGAUCUGCGCCUCUUAAGCCCUGUCUGGACCAGAAUCCCCUCAGCCAGCACCUCUCAGGUCGAAGCCUGCGGGCCCCACGCCUCCGGACACCAUGUCGCUGCCCAUCGGGAUGCACCGCCGGGCCUUCAGCUACGACGACGCCCUCGAGAACCCCAUGCCGCCGCCGCCAGCCGACAUGGGCAAACUGCCCUGGAUGCCCGCCCCACCCCAGCGGCCAGAGUGCCGCCACCACCAGGUGGAGCCAGGCGGCCCCAAGCUCUCGUCCCCCACCAUCACCGUGUCCCCCGCCACCGACGGUCCUGACCCCGCGCCUGUCGUUAAGGCCAAGGCCACGCACGUCAUCAUGAACUCUCUGAUCACAAAGCAGACGCAGGAGAGCAUCCAGCGGUUCGAGCAGCAGGCGGGCCUGCGGGAAGCCGGGUACACGCCGCACAAAGGCCUCACCACCGAGGAGACCAAGUACCUGCGCAUGGCUGAGGCGCUGCGGAAACUGAAGCUUCAGAGCGGCGAGGGCGGCAGUGAGGAGAAGUCGGGCUCGGCCCAGUCCACACCCAGCAGCACCCCCACCUCCUCCCCGCGGCCCAAGUCCAGAGGCUGGUUUGCUUCCGGGCUGUCCCCGGCUUUACCGGGCCCCAGUCCUAGCCCCCAGGACGGUGGAAGUGGGGAGAAGGAUAAAUGGAGCCUCUUUGUACCCAGAACCCUCCAGAGGUCUGCAUCGGCGGGAGCUUUUACCACGCAGCCUUACCAAGGCGGUCAGACGCCAUCGCCCAUGGAGCUGGUCCAGGGCCCGGCGACCUUCAUGACCGGAGACACCUCCACCUUGAAGCCACCCAAGCUGGACCUCCCGGGGACAGAAGCAAAGAAGCCACGGGCCCGGAGCCACAACAUCAAACCCCGGGACUUGAAUGUGUUCACACCCACUGGCUUCUAGAGCUUUCUAAGCCAGGGACUCCCGAGGCGGGCAGGGAGGGUUGACUCUCACCCGUGUCUCACCGGUCCCACCUCGAGAGCCCGGAGGCCACCGGGCAGUCUCGAAUACCCCCGCCACGGAGGCAAGACCUGGAGGCACUUGGGUUUCUGGAGAUGCGGUCAAGAAGCCGUUUCGGACUCCAGUGGAGGUGGAACUGGUGGGGUGUCAGUAACGGUUGCCGGGGCGCGGGGGCCAGCGCCCUCUCUGCCUUCUUUUGCAUCAUUCAGCUUGGGGCACCCCCUAAAAGGCCCAUGAUACUCGUAGGACCCCCAUUUCUGCCUCUGUGUUGGGAGUGGCGGGAGCAGGCCGGGAUCCUGAAGGUGUGUGCAAGAUCUGAGGACCCCGAUUGCCGGGGGAGAGAUACACUCAAGUCUUCCAUCUCCUCCUGCUGCACUUUAUUCCCCGAACCCGGGCUGCUGGGCUCCGAGCACCAGCUCCGAGCACCAGAGAGACAGAGAGAGACACGGUGUCCGGUGAUUUGUGGAUUAUUUUGGCCACCUAGUGGCUCCCGACCCCUCUUUCCUGUCGGGGAGGGAGAUUUUGCACCAUUUUCCUCGUGGAAUCUCGGGCUCCCCUGCUCUUCCUUCCCUCAUGGCCGUGUGUCCGGGGAAGGACGGCCAAAGCCCCAAGGGGUUUCUGUGGGGGGGGGGGCUCAGCUUCACUCCCCACCCACCGCCCCUGUCGCCUUCCUGCUGUAUUCUGUCGGAACGAACGCUGAGGGGCCAAGCACACCAAGGGCCCCGAGUCACGUGAUCACAACCACUAACUUAUUUGUAUAUUCUGGGAGCCUCGUGCCUCCAGCUGCCACAAUAAAAUUCCUUAGGACUUUCUCAAA
Sorex araneus (European shrew) is the source of this 2028-nucleotide messenger RNA. Its product is annotated as KIAA1191 ortholog. NCBI's taxonomy places the organism in Eukaryota, Metazoa, Chordata, Mammalia, Eulipotyphla, Soricidae. The transcript is spliced from 8 exons. The coding region runs from base 315 to 1154 and encodes 279 amino acids. The record is from RefSeq and is a predicted model, not a curated record. Gene Ontology annotation, cellular component: cytoplasm.